Molecule: messenger RNA, 5307 nt
Organism: Paralichthys olivaceus (Japanese flounder)
Lineage: Eukaryota; Metazoa; Chordata; Actinopteri; Pleuronectiformes; Paralichthyidae
Gene: slc16a4
Product: solute carrier family 16 member 4
Biological process (GO): monocarboxylic acid transport; transmembrane transport
Cellular component (GO): plasma membrane
Molecular function (GO): monocarboxylic acid transmembrane transporter activity
Source: RefSeq, a predicted model, not a curated record
UGAUGCAGCCAUAGUUCCAAGUGCCCUUCAUCAAACCUGAAGAUGACACUCAGAGAAUAGGAGUUGUGACAUUAUUCUUCACCUCUGCAGCCUGCAGGCAUACAACCAAAACCGUAUAACAGUGAAACAAAGGCAGCCAUGAACCUGUUCAGGAAGGACGCCAUGAGCUCAAAGAAGGAGAAGGAUAAAGAGAUCGAAUAUGAGGACCCUCCAGAUGGAGGCUGGGGCUGGAUGGUGGUGCUGCAUUGCUUCCUGGUAAAUGUCCUUGUGAUGGGAACACUGAAGAGCUUUGGGAUCUUCUUUGUGGCUUUCCAAGACGACUUCGGAGGCUCGGCAGAGAGCAUCAGCUGGAUUGGUUCCAUCAUGUCGAGCAUGCGGCUGUCUGGAGCACCCAUGGCCUCUGUGGCGUGUGCCAAGUUUGGAGCUCGGGUGACCUCCAUCACUGGGGCGGUGCUGGUCAGCGGAGGCUUCAUCAUGAGUAUUUCAGCAAACAGCGUGGUGUUCCUCUACGUCAGCAUGGGAGUGAUAGUUGGGAUGGGUUUCGCACUACUAUACCAGUCCUUCUCAGUGGUCACAGCUCUUUACUUUCGAAAGAGGUUAGCAACAGCGUAUGCGAUUGGACGUUCUGGGAUGGGUUUGACGUUUGCCCUCGCCCCGUUCACUCAGCUGCUCCUGGACCUAUAUGCCUGGCAAGGGGCGAUGCUGAUUCUUGGAGGUCUAAUGCUGAACCUGGUGGCCUCUGGCAUGCUUCUGCGACCCAUCAAUGUAAAGCCUCCUGUACCAAACGCUACCUCUUCCCCCACCCAAAAGAGCCCUGCUGUUUCCCUCAAGAGUGCCUCAGAGAAGGAAUACACCAAGGGCUGCUUGAACGGCUCCUCUCACUUAUCCAAUGGCACCGCCAAAUCAGACUCUUCCCCUUCCCUUGCUCCCCCUCACAGGGACACUGAGGACCUGGGGGGCCAAUGUACUCAGGGACCCGAGGACCAGUCAGUGAAACCUGAACUGACCAGACUGGUCCUCAGUGGUGUGAAUGGCCACGAGCCUCACCAUGACUCGGUUCAGUGUAAACCCACCACUCCGGACGGCUCAGCCGAGCACAACGGCGGCAUGAAUGGUUCCACCAUUGUUGGACAUCCCUCGCAUGCCAGCACACCCAGCGAGGUGGCUGUCAGAAAAACCAAAGUACUGGAUUUUUCCCUGCUUAAGGACCCGUUCUUUUGCAUCUACACUUGGUCCGUGGUCUUCAGCCAGCUGGCCUACUUCAUCCCUUAUUUCCACCUCUCUGCCCGAGCCAGAACCCUGGGCAUCGAUGCCAUGGAUGCUUCAUUUAUCAUCUCUGUGGCAGGUAUCACAGAGACCAUCGCCCAGCUAGCCUCGGGCUGGAUGACAGACAGGAACCUGUUUCAUAAAUACCACUACCACAAAGCCUACCUGAUCCUCUGUGGCCUGGUCAACCUGCUGUCCCCACUCGCAAACUCCUACAUCCUGCUCAUGGUCUACGCCAUCUUCUUUGCCGUCUUCUGUGGCGGCUACAUGGCGCUGCUGCUGCCUGUUCUAGUCGAUCUCGUGGGGGCAGAGAAACUCAACAACUCCAUGGGCUUCUCCAUGUUCUUUGUCGGCCUGGGCUGCCUCACAGGGCCUCCAUUAGCCGGGUUCCUGUACGACUACACUCAGACUUACGACUGUUCAUUCUAUCUGGCCGGGCUCUGCUACCUGAUCUCCUCCCUCUCCCUGUUCAUGGAACCGCUGGCUCGGCGUUGGAAGGCCAAGCAGAAAUUGGCUCAGGCCAAGAGGGCAGAAAGCAGCUGCAAGACCAAUGGCUGUUUCACCCUCGAGCGCCUGCAGAACGGCGUUGUGUAAGAAUGACACCCAGGGAGAGCUUUGCAGUGGCUCUGCAAACCUUGGACCAUGGACAGCAGCUUAAUGUUGGAACCUAAGUGACUCUUAAUGUCUGCAAGAGAGUAACAUAGGCUGGGGGGUGGGGCAUAUGACCACAGUAGCAUGAUUUUUAAGAGCGUACGGUAGUUGGGACGUUAUUAGAUUAUUGUAUUGAACUUUUAAAAUGCCAAAAUUUUUACAGUAAAACUGCAAAAUAUUAUACCCCCUAUCUUUAUAGUAUCAGAGAUACAUGCAUCCCAACCGAGAACAACACCCUACAGACCAGAGCCAGCAUGUUAGCAGCUAAGCAACCACGACUUACUGAAACAUGCUCUGUUUUCGAAUACAACAGCUUUGCAGUAACAUCUCAUUGCUGGAAACUAAGCUAUGCAGUUGAGCUUGACUUCCGGUCUUCAAUUAAUUUUUCUGCGAUGACAUAAAUGCAAGCACAUAUCCACAAGGGAAGGCAUUUCACCUGAUCUCCUUGAAAGCCUUUACCUGUGUCUGUACACCUUAUCUCACUGAUAUGCACUUUGGGCCAAACUGUGAUCAUGCUGCAUGACAUUUCCUCUAACUUAGAUAGUUGAGAUACUGACCAACAACGUAAUUGCAGCCUGCCUCUAAAGACACAAUGUGUAAUUUGCUCCAUAUAGAUCAAAAACAAGAAAGAAAUAGAAUAUCUUAACCCAAACAAAUGUUUGUGGGCACAAGAAUAGAUUAUAUGGUCAAUUCUGGCAUUUAGAGGUAUAGAAAUGAUUGGGCAAAAUGUUCAACAUGUGAGCAUUCCUUUCGUCUUUACACAUUUUACGCUCCUCAUCAACUCUUUCAUACUCAUUUAUACCUUCAGCUUUUCUUAUACCUUUUACAGUUUUUCUGUAGGUUGAAGUUUCAGUCUUUUUUUUAGAGAUUUUUAGAAACUAUAACGGCUGGUGACACAGAUCUGUGCUCCUAAGGGAAAGUGCUUUACAGUUUUUCUGAAUUCCUAAAACACUAAACCCUGUUCUCUAAACAAAACUGUCAACUGGUAAAACAACUUUAUUGAAUCAAUUACAUAGUUGGCAGGAGUGUUCAGAUAUCCAACAAUAAAUCUUUUUCAGUAAUUUUUCAGUAACAGUUUUUUUUUCGAGCUAUGCUCAGAGUUCAGUGUUUAGCAUUUUUUUAAUGUAAUGUUUGCUGAGUAGUGUUUAUGCAUUAGAUGGCUUUCUGUGUUAUUUGAUGGCACUGUUUGGUUCUGGGUAAAGAUAAAAUAGUUUUGAAUCAGUUGUUUGAUUUUGCAAGACAAGUCAAACGUUUUGUGAAUGGAGUUUGAAUUUUUGUGUUUACUAUUUUGAUAAUUGGAGAGGAAGUUUCAGGUCAUUUGUUUUAGCGAUUCAGAAAAAAACUGUAACUUAAUGUUUUAACCCUUUCACCCCUUUAAAACCCCGUAAUAUAAACUGACUUUGAUCUCUCACCCCUGAACUGAGAGCUCAGCUACUUUCGGAGUCUGUGCAGACAUGUUGGACAAACCUAUACUGAAACUGCUCACAGUGCACAUGCUUCAACUGUCUCCCUCACGUUCACUUCAGGCGAAAUUCCAACAGCUUCAAAUUCAACACUGUAAUGUCAAAGUUUGACAUUAUAGCUCUCGGUUGAAACAUGCUCUGGUUGGUUUCAUAGCUAAGACAUGUAAUUUUAACUGCUUACAAAAGAAGCUGACGUCUCAGUUGCUUAAACUCAGUAGAGCGCAUAACUCCGCCAAUAUAUGCCUGAUAUUUUUCUCAUCGAGAUCCGCAAAUGAUUCCAUGGGAAAUCUGUGAAAAUGUCUUUGUGUAGUCUUCAAAUCAAACAAAACAACAUGACCUCCUUGGCAGAGGUAAUUCAAACUCUGCUGCUGUCACCUGCGCUCCUUUCAGUUCUUUAACUUCAAUCAACCCCUCAGCUCCUUACACCACAUCUUAACACCUUUUUACCCUGUUUACAAUCAUUGCAUCUGCAAUUUUCCACACAGAUGAGCUCACUUCAUUCCCCACAGAAAUGUUGAUAUUGAAACCUCAGUGGUGACCUUUUUAAAUGCUGCAACUAGAAACUGCUACUUUUGUGGGUCAGUAAUGAUAAUCAGCAUUUAAAUCUCCCUGCAGAUAUCUUGUAUUUGGAAGUACCUGCUGAUAAGAAAACACUCAUGUCCUGCUCAUCGUGAGAGAACAGUUCUAUGCAAAAGCUCACAGAGCAGGAUUUUGUUUUGUCCGCCCGCCUACACACACAAUCAUUUUAACUUUAGUUAAGAUUCCAGCUCCUGAAAGAAGAACUCUGUUUGGUCGUGUUUAAAUGUUUUUUAAUGUGUCCUGAAGAAACGAACCACAGAGAGAGCUGACAGAGCUGUUGUCUGCUGAACAGCCGGAGCUUCUGUGUGAUAAAGUGUCAUUUUAUCAGCUUUUUAUGUCUGUAAAUCUCUGACCCACUGUGUUACAAAGAUGUUUUGCCAAUGUCGCCCGUAAAAAUGCAAGGGCCCCCACACUGACUGUUGCCCAGCCUUUACAGUGCCUGCAGGCAGCCAAUUAAUGGCAAUGCAACUUAUUAUUUUAUUUUGUUUAUACAUGGGAGUCUAUUGGUUGUUGAAUCUUUUUUUUAUAUAUAUAGUAGAGGUUUUUGUUUUGUCAGUGGAUUCCUCGUUUUUCACCGGUUUGCCUUACAAGGUACUGUGUUGUAUCUUAAUUAACUUCCUGUGAUGUCAGCCAAAGACACAUUCGAAACCUAUCUACAACUUGAAGCGCAUUAAGAGUGAUGAGUUUGGACAGCGUAUAUAAUUUAGACCACUCUGACCAUCCAUUAUUCAGUCAUCUUCAAGUCUUGAUUAUGGACGGCCCAGAAUCCAAUGUGUUUUGUUAUGCUGCCCUCUUAUGGCAGAGGAAUGCAUCUACUUAAAGAAUGCUGUGUCAAUUAGUACCAAGUUAUUCCCCCUCAACUCACUUUCACAAUACUGAGCAAGGCUCUUUGUAUUGUUUCAAUAACGACAGUCAUGCACACAAGCUCUUUAGCCUCACGGGUUGUAUUCACCACCAGUAUGCUUUCAGGAUUUAGGGCCUCUGUAUAUUUUGUACCAUAAUAAAUCUUUUAUGAAAUGUAUUUGAUGCUUUAAAGGUAGAUCCAGUUUGGAAUGACUUUACUUGUUAGUUAUCUGGGUAUGUUUAGGAACUGUACGUUCAAGCAAUACAUUUUAUGGCUCUUUGGUAAUGUCUCAAACCUCACUAGUAAGGUGAGUUCUGUUUAAUGAUGUUGGAGGUUCUCGUUGCAGCGAAUGCGUUCAUGGGUGAAGCACUGUUUUGUUCCAACUCUUUACUCUUGGAUUUGAAAACUGAGUUUAGAAAAUAUGCUUAACCAAUCAUAGAUGUCAUUUUCCAAGCCAUGUAACAGUGCGCACUCAGCUCCAAUAAACUGACGCAUUACUCAGUC